This is a messenger RNA of Symbiodinium necroappetens, 435 nucleotides long. NCBI's taxonomy places the organism in Eukaryota, Dinophyceae, Suessiales, Symbiodiniaceae. The record is from the annotation of a GenBank genome assembly.
AUGGUGGUCCAACGAGAUGCUGUUGGCGUGAAGAAGGAGCCCAGCGUGAAGAAGGAGCCCAUCGUGAAGGCGGAGCCCGGCGUGAAGAAGGAGCCCAGCGUGAAGAAGGAGCCCGGCGUGAAGGAGCCCGGCGUGAAGAAGGAGCCCGACGUGGAGAAGCUCGGAGUUGUCGUCGUGGCUGACACUGAGUCUGAGCUCGAGCAAAGAAUCAGGUUGCGGAAAGAGAAGCAGCGUGAGUAUGAAAAAAAUCGGCCGAAACGGACUCGCGCAGCACAAUCUGCAGUGGACAGCCUCACGGAGGAAUUGCAAAAGAAGAUGCUUUGCAGCAUGCAGUCCAUCAUAAUAGAAAAGAUGUGGCAGCGGUGUCAAGGUCCAAAUAGCUGUGCAAGCUGGUGCCCAGGACGGCUGAGCUGGAGAGUGCGCACGAGAGCUUGA